Molecule: messenger RNA, 1200 nt
Organism: Hipposideros armiger (great roundleaf bat)
Lineage: Eukaryota; Metazoa; Chordata; Mammalia; Chiroptera; Hipposideridae
Gene: DOK5
Product: docking protein 5
Exons: 6
Coding region: 370-1200 (276 amino acids)
Biological process (GO): cell surface receptor protein tyrosine kinase signaling pathway
Cellular component (GO): cytoplasm
Source: RefSeq, a predicted model, not a curated record
UCCUCCUCCUCCUCCUCCUCCUCCUCCUCCUCGGCUGGGGAAGGAGGCAGGGCUGGGUCCCCGAGCCGCCGCCGCUCCUCCUCCCGGCGGGCUGGCGGAUGAGUCAGCUGACGCCGGCGCUCCAGCCUCGCCUCGCGCGCCGCGCUCUCUGCGCUCCCCCACAGUGGCUGCAAGCCGGCGGCCUCCCGCUUUUCGGGGCGGGGGGCGGGGGGCAGAGAAAGUGAUGCGCGCGUGCUGAAGCCACGCGGAGCGGCGGCCGAAGCGGCUCCCCGGCUUCAACUUUCUCCCCCGCCCCCCACGCCUGCCCUGCCCUCCCCAGAGCCACCUAGGGUGCGUGCGCUUGGGUGACGGGGUCACCGGCGGUCCGGGAUGGCUUCCAAUUUUAAUGACAUAGUGAAGCAAGGGUACGUGAGGAUCCGGAGCAGACGCCUCGGGAUUUAUCAACGAUGCUGGUUAGUAUUCAAGAAAGCCUCAAGCAAAGGUCCGAAGAGACUGGAGAAAUUUUCCGAUGAACGUGCUGCGUAUUUUAGGUGUUAUCACAAGGUCACGGAACUCAACAGUGUGAAGAACGUAGUUCGAUUGCCGAGGAGCACCAAGAAACACGCCGUAGGGAUUUAUUUCAGUGAUGACACCUCCAAGACCUUUGCUUGUGAAUCAGAUCUUGAGGCUGAUGAAUGGUGCAAAGUACUCCAGAUGGAGUGUGUGGGGACACGGGUCAAUGACAUCAGCCUCGGAGAGCCUGACUUACUGGCUACAGGGGUUGAGAGAGAGCAGAGUGAGAGAUUCAAUGUGUAUUUGAUGCCAUCCCCUAACUUAGAUGUACAUGGCGAAUGUGCCUUGCAGAUUACAUAUGAGCAUAUCUGUCUUUGGGACGUCCAGAAUCCCAGAGUCAAACUCAUCUCUUGGCCGCUAAGCGCCCUGCGGCGGUACGGACGAGAUGCUGCUUGGUUCACUUUUGAGGCAGGGAGGAUGUGUGAGACUGGCGAAGGGCUGUUUAUCUUUCAGACGCGCGAUGGGGAGGCCAUCUACCAGAAGGUCCAUUCUGCUGCCUUGGCAAUUGCUGAGCAGCACGAGCGCUUGCUACAGAGUGUGAAAAAUUCCAUGGUAUGUUUGGGAUUUCUUCCUUGUUACCCAGUGUGUACCACUGUUGGAUGCCAUCUUGGAAUCUUUGUGCUGAAAAAUACAGCCAGCAUUAUUUGA